CAUCACACUCAACACCUGCCACUGCGAGAGUGAGCGAGGAGCAGACCAACGUACGACGACGGCCAUGGCGAUGAGGAAGGAGGUCCUGCUGGUGGCCAUGAUGCUGGCGCUGGUUGUGGCGGCGCCAGGCGGGGCGCUCGCGGCGUGCGAGGUGGGGCAGCUGACGGUGUGCAUGCCCGCGAUCACCACCGGCGCGAAGCCGAGCGACGCGUGCUGUGGCAACCUGCGCGCGCAGCAGGCGUGCUUCUGCCAGUACGCCAAGGACCCCUCCCUCGCUCGCUACAUCACUAGCGCGUAGGGCUCAGCUAUAGGUAGGCUACCUCCCUCCAUGAGAGAUGAUAAGAGACUAUAGCUUAGCCUAGCUGAGACCUGAGAGAGUGCAUGCUGCGUCCAUGCACUCACGCAUGAUUCUGGAAUAAAAUGUUGGGUGAUGAUCGGUGCUGGAAUAAAAUGAGUUUUCCUACCUUC
Triticum aestivum (bread wheat) is the source of this 468-nucleotide messenger RNA. RefSeq names its product non-specific lipid-transfer protein 2G-like. Gene Ontology annotation, biological process: lipid transport. NCBI's taxonomy places the organism in Eukaryota, Viridiplantae, Streptophyta, Magnoliopsida, Poales, Poaceae. The record is from RefSeq and is a predicted model, not a curated record. The transcript has a single exon. The coding region runs from base 65 to 298 and encodes 77 amino acids.